CGACGAGCGCGGUUUGUUUGGAUGCCGCGGGGAUGAGCCCAAAAAGGCUCCGAGAUAAGGUGUUGCGCUCUCCUUCGCAACUGGUAGCCAUCUCACCCCGCCUCCUAACUUAUUUGACCUUGACCACCUCGACUUUGGCUCUCUGCUCGUCUCUCACAAUAUGCUCUCGACUACUACUAGCAAAACACUGGAAAUAAUUCGCCAGUCUACAAGAUCAUAAUCCCACUCCAGCUCGAUUCAAUUCGUGCCCCUCUUUGCCGCCAAAAAGGCGCCGAGGUAUUUUUUUUCGCAUUCUGCAAGUAGAGCCCGCGUGCGCGACUACAUCCAACUUGCGCGGUGCGAUAUCAAUAUCGUUGACGUCCAAAGGAAGCUGCUGGAGAACACACCAAGAAGGACAUAGGAUAUACGGCAGGAAUGGCUAUGGGCGAGGUGAUGGGCAUGAACAUGGGUGACAACAGCACCUCGAGCGCCAGCGGCGGCGCGGCCGGCCAGGGGAUGACGAUGACGGGGUUCCAUGCUGGUGGAGGCGAUGUGGUUUGGUUGGCGCACUUUGCACCAACGACUGCCCCGGCCAUCUUGGGCACCUGCGCCCUGCUCUUCUUCAUGGGAUUGCUCUCACGCUGGCUCCAUGCAAUCGAAAGGGGCUUGGUCGCUUAUUGGCACGACGAGGCUUUCAGAAGAGCGGAAAAAAGACGAGGAUCAUCUUCGACAGCAACUGCAAACCUUGCAUAUGAUGCACGAAGAGCGCCACCAUGGGAAGCAAGCUGCGAUGUACCGAGGGGAUUGUUUCAACUGCUGCAGAGCGGUAUCCUCUAUCUGCUCAUGCUUGCCGUCAUGACGAUGAAUGCCUACUACUUUGUCGCCGUUCUCAUCGGCCUCGCGACCGGAGAGUCCGCAUUCGGACGCUUUGGCCGCAAGCGAUGGACCUCAGUCGCGGUACCCUCUCAUACAAGUGCGAACGGCACCUACGGUUCGACGCGCGAGCAGGUCGAGAAGACGGAUUGAUGGGACAGGGUGAUUCUCGCGUAUCCUGAGGCCGCAGCUCGAGGGACCUAUUAAACGGAAGCGGCUCAGCUACCUUGUAUCGCACUUUAAACAAUGCCAGACGAUUUCACCCGC
Tilletiaria anomala UBC 951 is the source of this 1119-nucleotide messenger RNA. RefSeq lists its product as uncharacterized. The transcript is spliced from 2 exons. The record is from RefSeq and is a predicted model, not a curated record. Gene Ontology annotation, biological process: intracellular copper ion homeostasis; copper ion transmembrane transport. Gene Ontology annotation, cellular component: plasma membrane. NCBI's taxonomy places the organism in Eukaryota, Fungi, Basidiomycota, Exobasidiomycetes, Georgefischeriales, Tilletiariaceae. Gene Ontology annotation, molecular function: copper ion transmembrane transporter activity. The coding region runs from base 415 to 1005 and encodes 196 amino acids.